AAAAGUUGCCUGGGAGACCUGUGGCAUAUGUUUAAACUCGGUCAGAGAGGGGCCAGACUACCUCCGUCCUAUUUUGAGCUUCAGUUUUGGUUACCAGCUCUUCAGUUUGGGUUCAUUCCAUGGUUAUUGUCCUGGAACCUUGUUUUCUGGGUUGAGGUAUUCACGUAUUGUUCAGUUUGUAGGGCAGCACAUAAAAUGGAGGAUCAAGAAAUGAACUGUGAGCAAGGUAAUGGAGCUCUAUCAAAGACGGAAAGAAAGUUUGAACCAUUGUUUAUUGAAGAAGAUGAGGACUAUUUUGAAGACUGCAUGGAAGAGAUCGAGGCUGCUUUAACUCUUCCUGGAGAGUCCUUGCCUUAUUCACAAAAAUGCAGAGAAGCUUUGCAAGCUAAGUUUAAUGGACUUAUGCAACAUAUGUUGAUGCAGUUGGAUGUUUUUGAGGCAGCCCAUCCAACCAUAUCUGCACCACUGGAAUUACUUUCAGAAACACAGGACGAAAUGGACAAGAAUGGAUUUGCAAAAGCAUUUCAGUUUGUAGAGAUGAGCAUUCCAGAGAAAAAAACAUCUGUCUUGGAGGUUGAAAAUGAUGCUGUAGAUACUCUUAUUGAUGCAAGGCCAGAGUUGUCGGCCACCAUGGAGAUACAACAGCUCAGAGAAGCAUUUGAGAGCUGCAUUCAGGAGGUGAGCCAGCUGGAGCACAGAAGGGAUGAUUUGGUUCAGGAGCUUCUGGAGCUUGAGGAGCCAAUGGCCCAGGAGCUAAAAACGGUCAGAGAAACUCUUGGGGAGGAACAAGCCCUUCUGUCCAAGGUCAGACUGGAGAGACAGAGGCUGCAGGAAGAGACUCAAAAGACUAAAAGACACCUGUUUAGAGCAGCCCGAGACUGUGCACAGAGACACCUAGAGCUUAAAUUACAACAGAAGGAGGUGGAGCAGCUCAACCAAGCUCAGGAGGAGCUAAAGACCCUUGCUGAUAAGUUGUCUGAGGAAAUCUGCACAAUUCAUUCAGAUCACCAAAGCUACAUGCAGGAACUGCAAAAACAGCAGAGCAUCACUCAAGAAUCCAGCAAGAGGAAAACCCGCUCUUAUGCGAGUCAAGGGCGACGAGCCUCUUGUGACCUCCAGCAGUACCUGCAGGGCGGGAUCAAAGCUCUGGAAUUGUUUUAUGAGCCCCGGUUAAUGUCCCUGCUGAAGAGACAGGAGGUCGCUGUGGAGGCCCUCGGGAAGGCUAAAGAGCAGUGCCUGGAGCUGAAGACUCAGUUAGGACCACUGAGAGAAGAGAAACAGAGGCUGAAACUACAGAAGAUUUGUCUGGAGGAGAGAAUCGGACUAAUGGAGAGACAGAGGGUUGAAAAUGUGGAACAAUAUCGGGAGACAGUUGAUAUAUUGGAGGAGACCAUCAGAGAAAUGAAAACUGAGCUCAAGAUCCAGACCAAGAAGAGAGAAGAACUGGAGAUGUUGAAGAACAGCAUGGCCAAAGAGCUGUUACUCUACAGGCAAGUGCUGUGCACUUUUUCCAAAAGAUUUUUUGUUCCUUAUUACAUACUUCAAAGUAAUUUAAGGAAUGAAUAUUACACCAUGUACAAAUUAAGUGAUAAAAUCUCUAUGAUGCAAUCAUGACCUAAUAAGCUGCAACAAGAUGGUUGUUAUAGUUCCACAAUUUGUGGAUUCCCCAUACAAAAGAGGAAGUUAAUUUAAGUGUGCUAUUGGUAUGUUAUAGGAAUAUAUUUAAAAUUACACUUAAUUAUAGUUGACUCAUACAGACAGAAAACCCAAGCACAUAUGGCCUAUGAUUGUACUAAAAAAAAUUAUCAUGAAAGCAUACUAAAAGAACAAUUAUGCUUAUAAGCAUGUUUAUUUUAAGUAUAAUAUGGCAAUUUUCACACAGCAAUUACCCACACAGAACCAGAUGAUUGGCUGAUUUACAGACAAUUUUAAGAGCAUUGACUUACUUCAUACUGGCUUUUAUAAGCCAUUUACAGAAGAUUGACAGAUCUUAAUUUUUCUCUGCAACUCUCACAUGGUUGCCCACUGAAGCUAAGCAGGGCUGCGGAAAGUCAGUACCUGGGUGGGAGACCACAUGGGAAAGCUAGGUUGUUGCCGGAAGUGGUGUUAUAGAGGCUAGCACGGGCGCUCUACCUGUGGUCUGUGUGGGUCCUGACGCACCAGUAUAAUGCUGGGGACUCUAUAACUCUCAGGCCCCGUUUACACUAAUGCAAUUUAGUUUUAAAACACACAAGUUUUGCUACAGUUACGCCGUCCAUCCACACCAUGCCAAGGUUUUCGAGCGCUGAAAACAGAGCGUUUUGGAAACGCUGGAGAGGCUGUUUCAUCCUAAAACGCUGCUGCUCCCUCUCAGUGUGGAUGGGGGAAAACUGAGACAUCUGAAAACUGAGGCGAGGCUGCAGACAUUCGCCUUUGGGGCUUUUCCUCAAUUUUAAGUAGCCUACACACUGUUCAAUCCUGCCUACUCUCCUUGUAAGUUCAGACUUCGCAAGUUUGAUAUGGAAAACAGACUCCCGAGGACAUGUUGGGAAAAUCUUCUAAGGGAACAGGGUACUUUAUAACCUUAUUCACAUCAUCCUGGAUUCGUACGAUGUUAAUCCUAACAAUAAAACGAAAACAUGAUAUAAGGAACUUCUAUUUUCAUUUUGAUAUUAACAACUUAACAGACAGCA
Danio aesculapii is the source of this 2672-nucleotide messenger RNA. RefSeq names its product syncoilin, intermediate filament protein (gene sync). Bases 28 to 1614 code for a protein of 528 amino acids. The transcript is spliced from 4 exons. NCBI's taxonomy places the organism in Eukaryota, Metazoa, Chordata, Actinopteri, Cypriniformes, Danionidae. The record is from RefSeq and is a predicted model, not a curated record. Gene Ontology annotation, cellular component: intermediate filament.